Messenger RNA from Cetraspora pellucida, 783 nucleotides. NCBI's taxonomy places the organism in Eukaryota, Fungi, Glomeromycota, Glomeromycetes, Diversisporales, Gigasporaceae. The record is from the annotation of a GenBank genome assembly.
AUGCAAUAUGGAUUAGCUUUAAAGAUCGAAAAGGCUUAUAAAAAUACAAAUUAUAAUGAUGAUAAAGAUUCGAAAAAAUCCAGUGACACUUUACUUAGUAAAACUUCGACGAAAUCCAGCGAUACCUUAGUUAGUAAGGCUUCGAUGAAAUCUACUGGCACCACGAUUACUAAAACUUCUAUAAAAUCCAAUAACGGGUUUGCUGGUAAACCUUUGAAGAGAACUAAUAGUUCAAGAUCACAACCUAACAAGUUUAUUGUAGAUGAUAUUAUAAAUGAUUAUUCAAGAUUACAACUAGAUAAAGUAAUUGUAGAUGCAUACCCUGAUGAAAAUUAUCUUGAUCAUGAUGAGGAAUACCUUGAACAUGAUGAGGAAUAUCUUGAACAUGAUGAGGAAUACCUUGAUCAUGAUGAGAAACGUGAUGGAAAAUACCUUGAUCGUGAUGAGAAACGUAAUGAGAAAUACCCUGAUAGUGUUGAGAAAUAUUUUGACCGUGUUGAGAAAUACUCUGAUCGUGAUGAAAAAUCAAUUCAUGAACCACCAAAGAAACCGGAUAAAGUUGUAACACAAGGUGAAGUUGGCUCAAUUCAUGAUGAUAAAUCUAUAGAUGAAUUAACUUUACUGGCUGAUGAUGCUAGUUUAAGAAAAAACUCGAUUUCUAAAAAAUAUAAAUUUCUUUCAGGAGUUGCAAGUUUAAUUGAAAAGUUCGGAAAUCGAGAUUUAGAACUUUCUAAAUUACAACCUUCUAAGAGUAACGCCUCUUUAAAUGUAACAUCCCCUUAA